UCUUUCCCGGCCAUCUUCCUCCCUCCUCAGUGUCCUCACAGAGACGCCGGUGACGAACUCAACGUCACAAAAAUGCCGGAACCACUAUUUUUAUUUGCCAAAAUUCCAUUCCCCGCUCUGUUUCUCCUCCUAGUCCUCUCCUUACCCUUUCAAAUAAUUUCCCAAAAUCUGCACGAUGAACGAUCAAUCCUACUAGACGUUAAACAACAACUGGGCAAUCCACCGUCCCUCCAAUCGUGGAAUUCCUCAUCCUCGCCCUGUGAUUGGCCGGAAAUUACAUGCGCCAACAAUACCGUCACUGCAAUUUCACUCCACAAUAAGACCAUCAGCGAGAAAAUUCCAGCCACAAUUUGUGAACUCAAGAACCUCAUCGUACUUGACCUCUCCAACAAUCACAUUCCCGGCGAGUUCCCGGAUAUUCUCAAUUGUUCCAAGCUUGAGUAUCUGCUCUUGUUGCAAAACUCCUUCGUGGGUCCAAUUCCAGCUGAUAUUGAUCGACUUUCACGUCUCCGAUACCUAGACCUCACAGCAAACAAUUUCUCUGGAGAUAUUCCCGCAGCAAUUGGGCGGCUACGGGAGCUGUUCUACUUGUUUCUGGUCCAAAAUGAGUUCAACGGCACCUGGCCAACGGAGAUUGGUAAUUUGGCGAAUCUUGAACAUUUGGCCAUGGCCUAUAAUGACAAAUUCCUGCCUUCAGCCCUUCCAAAAGAGUUUGGCGCAUUGAAGAAGCUGAAGUAUCUGUGGAUGACGGAGGCAAAUUUGAUCGGCGAAAUACCGGAGAGCUUCAACAAUUUGUCUAGUCUGGAACACUUGGAUCUCUCACUCAACAAAUUGGAAGGUAUGAUCCCAGGAGGCCUGCUUAAGUUGAAGAAUUUGACCAAUUUGUAUUUAUUCAAUAAUAGAUUGUCCGGCCGCAUUCCUAUGACCAUAGAAGCUCUCAACUUGAAAGAAAUUGAUCUUUCCAAGAACUAUUUGAUGGGGCCGAUACCAACGGGUUUCGGGAAGCUACAAAAUUUGACGAGUUUGAAUCUUUUCUGGAAUCAGUUGUCAGGAGAGAUACCAGCAAAUAUAAGCCUCAUUCCUACACUGGAAACCUUCAAAGUUUUUAGCAAUCAAUUGAGUGGAGUUUUGCCUCCAGCAUUCGGCCUUCAUUCGGAGCUCAAACGCUUUGAGGUUUCCGAGAAUAAACUAAGCGGGAAAUUACCUCAACAUUUAUGCGCUAGGGGGGCUUUGCUUGGAGUGGUUGUUUCCUACAACAAUCUCAGCGGGGAAGUGCCCAAGUCCCUCGGGAAUUGCACAAGUUUGCUCACAAUUCAGCUUUCCAACAAUCGCUUUUCAGGCGAGAUUCCUUCCGGCAUCUGGACAUCCCCGGACAUGGUAUCGGUGAUGUUAGCUGGAAAUUCAUUCUCGGGGGCACUUCCAAGUAGAUUGGCAAGGAAUUUGUCCAGAGUGGAUAUCAGUAACAACAAGUUUUCUGGUCCAAUUCCUGCUGAAAUCUCUUCUUGGAUGAACAUAGGUGUGCUCAAUGCCAGCAACAAUAUGUUGUCAGGAAAAAUUCCAGUGGAAUUGACCAGUCUUCGGAACAUCUCUGUUCUGUUGCUGGAUGGGAAUCAAUUCUCGGGUGAGCUUCCAUCCGAGAUCAUCUCAUGGAAGUCGCUCAAUAAUUUGAAUCUCUCAAGAAACAAACUUUCUGGCCCAAUUCCCAAGGCAUUAGGUUCUUUGCCUAACCUUAAUUACCUCGACCUGUCAGAAAACCAGUUCUCAGGUCAAAUUCCUCCUGAACUUGGUCAUUUGACGCUUAAUAUCCUCGAUCUAUCGUUCAACCAACUCUCUGGGAUGGUCCCCAUUGAGUUUCAAUAUGGAGGAUAUGAAGACAGUUUCUUGAACAAUCCCAAGUUGUGUGUCAAUGUUCCCACUCUGAACCUCCCUAGAUGUGAUGCCAAAUCCGUCAACUCCGACAAAUUGUCAACCAAAUAUCUCGUUUUCGCUCUAUCUGGUUUCCUAGCUGUUGUUUUCGUCACCCUGUCCACGGUUCAUGUCUAUCAUAGGAAGAAUCAGUGUCAGGACCAUACUGUUGGAAUAUCUUGGAAAUUUACUCCAUACCAUAAACUAGAUCUCGAUGAAUACAACAUAUUGUCCAGUUUGACAGUUGCUAAUAACCGUUCUGGUGAACACUUAGCGGUUAAAAUGAUUUGUAAUAACAGGAGAUUUGAUCAAAAGCUUCAGAAACAAUUCGAAACAGAAGUCGAGAUAUUGAGCACCACACGCCAUGCCAAUAUAGAGAAGUUGUUGUGCUACAUAUCAAAUGAAACCUCAAGUCUUCUUGUUUACGAGUACAUGGAGAAGCAGAGUUUGGAUAGAUGGCUUCAUGGGAAGAAGCAGAGAACAUCGUCCAUGACAAGUUCAGUUCAUAACUUCGUCUUGGAUUGGCCAACAAGGUUGCAGAUUGCCAUUGGAUCUACAAAAGGCCUAUGCCACAUGCAUCAAUACUGUUAUGUCCCAAUCAUACAUCGAGAUGUGAAGUCCAGCAACAUCUUGCUAGAUGCCGAGUUCAACGCGAAAAUUGUGGAUUUUGGAUUGGCUAAGACGUUAGUCAAGCAAGGAGAACCCAACACCAUGUCAGGAAUUGCAGGCUCUCACGGGUAUAUUGCCCCUGAGUAUGCUUAUACAACAAAGGUGAACAAGAAGAUCGAUGUAUAUAACUUUAGAGUAGUCUUGCUUGAGCUUGUGAUGGGGAGAGAACCCAACAAUGGGGACGAGCACAUGUGCCUUGCAGAAUGGGCAUUGGAUCAGUUUAGAGAAAGGAAAACCAUUGAGGAAGUGGUAGACGAGGAGAUCAAGGAACAAUGUGAUAGAGCACAAGUGGCCACUCUCUUCAAACUAGGCAUUAGGUGCACUAACAAAUUACCAUCCAAUAGGCCCACAAUGAAAGAGGUUUUGAAAAUUCUUCAACAAUGCAGUCCUUAAGAGGGCCAUGGAAGAAAUAAAAAGGACCAUGAAGUUACACCUCCACUUCGAAAUGACACUUAUCCCACCACUUAC
Molecule: messenger RNA, 3042 nt
Organism: Vitis riparia (riverbank grape)
Lineage: Eukaryota; Viridiplantae; Streptophyta; Magnoliopsida; Vitales; Vitaceae
Product: receptor-like protein kinase HSL1
Biological process (GO): protein phosphorylation
Molecular function (GO): ATP binding; protein binding; protein kinase activity
Source: RefSeq, a predicted model, not a curated record